This is a messenger RNA of Porites evermanni, 3856 nucleotides long. NCBI's taxonomy places the organism in Eukaryota, Metazoa, Cnidaria, Anthozoa, Scleractinia, Poritidae. The record is from the annotation of a GenBank genome assembly.
AUGUCCAUUUCCAAAGAAUACUCCAAAGAACAGCUGAAUUACUUCAGAAUUUGUUAUGCAACAACUGAUAUUCUCACCGAAGGCCUGAGAGAAAUCUUUAAACAAGAAUGGGACAAACAGCACAAAUUAACAAAAGGAGAAUGGAAAGACGAGCCUCAGAAUGGAAUGGAUUUUUAUAACGGAGAGUCUGCCCGAAACCAAAGAAGAAAUGGUCAUCUUUUAACCACAAUGCAAAACGGAAACAGAGAAGAAUGGGAUUGCACAAUGCUUUUCUACGCCAUUCUUUUCUCCGAUUGUGUUGGUCCCAGUCUUAGGGCAACUGUGAGGAUGAACGUGGACCAUCUUAGAAAUUUCAGGAACGAAGAAUUUGCUCAUAUGAAACAAGGUAGUCUCUCUGACACAGAUUUUCAGAAUGCUAUUAGCAAAGUUGAGUUGGCAUUUCAAGUGCUUGGUCUACACACUGUAAAAAUUCAAGAUUUAAAAAAUCAGAAAACUUUUCCGACAGAAGAAUUACAACGGAUCCUUAAAAAGGUUGAUGACCUUAAACAAGAAGUUCAAGAAAAGGAGGAUCAACGCCAGGUCCUUGAAGAUCAGCUUCAGAAAGAAACGCCUUCGUUUUGUAUUCUCCCUCCUAAACCUUCACAUGACAUCGAUGAUCGUGAACGCGAGGUGUCAGAAAUAGCCCAGCAGUUAAGGGAGUUAAAAGAGUCCAGUGUCAACAAGCUGAGUUGUCUGUACAUCUCAGGGAAUCCUGGAAGUGGCAAAUCACAGUUAGCUGGCCUCGUAGCUAAGAGGUACUUUGACGAGAUUAAGAAAAUACCAGGCAGUUCUUCAUUUGUGAUGACCUUAAAUGCAGCUAGUCCAGAUUCACUCUUAGAGUCAUAUGUGUCAUUUGCUCGCCAUUUAAGGUGUCCAGACUAUUCAGUUAUGGAAAUCCUCAGCUCCAAGGUCUGGAAAGUAGAGGAAAAGAUCACUUAUCUUAAGACGCUUAUUGCUGUAAAAAUUAGCCGUUAUACAUCUUGGCUACUUGUUGUUGACAAUGUCAGCACCAUGUCCUCUGUGCAUGUCCAUUUACCACAGGCUGGAAUCCACACUUGGGCAAGGGGUCAGAUGCUGAUUACAACUCAAGACAUUAGGUCAAUUCCCCCAAAAGGCUCUUUUGUUAAUCACAUCUCAGCAAGCAAAGGUAUGGAGCCCGACGAUGCCUGUUCCUUAUUGGCCAAGCUAUCUGGAAUAAAAGAUAACGAGUUAUUGAGAAAAGUGGCACAAAAACUAGACUAUCAACCUCUUGCUUUAGCAGGCGCUGCCGUCUUUGUCAAAGGGAUACGAGAGGACAAAGCAUCGAAGUAUUUUGGCUGGAACGAAUACCUGAAGAUGUUAGAAAAAGGCAAAAGAGAAACUACGGAGGAUACUCUCGCAUAUACAAACCCAAUUUACCCAAAGUCAAUGACACAAGCAAUUAAGCUAGCCGUCGAAACACUGAUGAGUUCUGACGAGAUUGUGAAACACCUUUUCACUCUUCUUUCCCUCUGUGCGCCACAACAAUUAAACGUGGACGUAGCAAUUAAUUAUAUCAUUAACGUACUCAAAGACUAUCAUGAAGAGGACAAGGAACUAAUACGCAUAAAGUUAAGAAAUUGCUCACUAUUGCUUUUCGAAGAUGACCAAGGUGGCUGCUUCAUUCGUGUGCACCAAGUUGUGCAUGAUACUAUCAAAACUAUGAUCAGCCAUUGUCCAGAGAUUCAAACCCCUCAAGUCAUAAAUGCUGUUUUUACAUCAUUUGACGAAUUUAUAGACGCUGUUCCACAAUCAAAUAUCAGACUGGACACUAUACGUCUCGUUCCACAUUUAAAGGCCAUAACCAUGGUAACCGACGAAGUGUUUGUAAAAGAAAAUUUUCUUCAAGUCCACGAAAAAGACAUUUCAGAAAAAUGUGAAAAAAUGGCCCAUAUUUGUAAAAUGCAUUGUGAAUUUAAUGUGGCCAAAACAUACUUUGCCCAUUCACUCGCCAUAAAACUUGAAAAGCUCGGCCCUGACCAUGUUGAUGUUGCAACAAACUACAAUAACUUGGCUUCAAUUUACAAGCACCUAGGUGACUUCGAGCAAGCCAAGGAGUAUGAGCAACGUGCUCUGGCGAUUAGACUGGACAAGCUCGGCCCUGAACAUGUUGCUGUUGCAACAAGCUACAAUAACUUGGCUUCAAUUUACAAGCACCUAGGUGACUUCGAGAAAGCCAAGGAGUAUCAGCAACGUACUCUGGCGAUUAGACUGGACAAGCUCGGCCCUGAACAUGUUGAUGUCGCAACAAGCUACAAUAACUUGGCUGUAAUUUACAAGGACCUAGGUCACCUCGAGCAAGCCAAGGAGUAUCAGAAAUGUGCUCUGGCGAUUACACUGGAGAAGCUCGGCCCUGAACAUGUUGAUGUUGCAACAAGCUACAAUAACUUGGCUUUAAUUUACCAGCACCAAGGUGACCUCGAGCAAGCCAAGGAGUAUCAGCAACGUGCUCUAGCGAUUACACUGGACAAGCUCUGCCCUGAACAUGUUUAUGUUGCAACAAGCUACGAUAACUUGGCUUCAAUUUACCAGCACCUAGGUGACCUCGAGCAAGCCAAGGAGUAUCAGCAACGUGCUCUGGCGAUUACACUGGACAAGCUCGGCCCUGAACAUGUUGAUGUUGCAACAAGCUACAAUAACUUGGCUUUAACUUACAAGGACCUAGGUGACCUCGAGCAAGCCAAGGAGUAUCAGGAACGUGCUCUGGCGAUUACACUGGACAAGCUCGGCCCUGAACAUGUUGAUGUUGCAACAAGCUACAAUAACUUGGCUUUUAAUUACAAGGACUUAGGUGACCUCGAGAAAGCCAUGGAGUAUCAGAAGCGUGCUCUGGCGAUUAAACUGGACAAGCUCGGCCCUGAACAUGUUGAUGUUGCAACAAGCUACAAUAACUUGGCUUCAAUUUACCAGCACCUAGGUGACCUCGAGCAAGCCAAGGAGUAUCAGCAACGUGCUCUAGCGAUUACACUGGACAAGCUCGGCCCUGAACAUGUUUAUGUUGCAACAAGCUACGAUAACUUGGCUUCAAUUUACCAGCACCUAGGUGACCUCGAGCAAGCCAAGGAGUAUCAGCAACGUGCUCUAGCGAUUACACUGGACAAGCUCGGCCCUAAACAUGUUGCUGUUGCAACAAGCUACAAUAACUUGGCUUUAACUUACAAGGACCUAGGUGACCUCGAGCAAGCCAAGGAGUAUCAGGAACGUGCUCUAGCGAUUACACUGGACAAGCUCGGCCCUGAACAUGUUACUGUUGCAACAAGCUACAAUAACUUGGCUUUAACUUACAAGGACUUAGGUGACCUCGAGCAAGCCAAGGAGUAUCAGCAACGUGCUCUGGCGAUUACACUGGAUAAGCUCGGCCCUGAACAUGUUGAUGUUGCAACAAGCUACAAUAACUUGGCUUCAAUUUACAAGGACCUAGGUCACCUCGAGCAAGCCAAGGAGUAUCAGAAACGUGCUCUGGCGAUUAGACUGGACAAGCUCAGCCCUGAACAUAUUGAUGUUGCAACAAGCUACAAUAACUUGGCUGCAAUUUACAAGGACCUAGGUGACCUCGAGCAAGCCAAGGAGUAUCACCACCGUGCUGUAGCGAUUACACUGGACAAGCUCGGCCCUAAACAUGUUGAUGUUGCGAGAAGCUACAAUAACUUGGCUUCAAUUUACAAAGACCUAGGUGACCUCGAGCAAGCCAAAGAGUAUCAGCAACGUGCUCUAGCGAUUAGACUGCACAAGCUGUUCUCUAGCGAUUAGACUGGACAUGCUCGGCCCUGAACUUGUUGGUCUUGCAACAAGCUACAAU